Messenger RNA from Didymodactylos carnosus, 1338 nucleotides. The record is from the annotation of a GenBank genome assembly. Lineage: Eukaryota; Metazoa; Rotifera; Eurotatoria; Philodinida; Philodinidae.
AUGUGUAUUUAUGUAUCGCAUUUCGAUGGACUAAUAACGUCAUUCCAACCGAAGAAGAAUAAAAAACGUUAUACGUGUGUAUCAACUGCUCACAAUUAUUUGGAUCCGUCCGCUUCAGCAUUACCACACACAAAAAUUAAAGAUCCUACGAAAAUUAAAGCGAGUAAGGGUGGACUUCGUAGAAUUGAUUUACGCCUUGCACUAUUAAUUCAUGCGGAUUAUCCCGAAGUACACAGUUCCUAUGGCGAGUGGAUUUAUAGAGAGUGUGCUAAACGAUGGAAAGGACUGAUACCAUCCAUUGAUGGAUCUAGUGAAAGUGAGAAGGAUGAUGAGUACCGACCGGAGCCGGAUUUGCCGAUAUUAAGGCGAGACGAAGAAGACGAAGACGUUGAUCGUAGUCGAUAUAAAGAGCAGAAAACUGCUCUGGUAACAUUUCUACAAUUAUCUGGCAAUCAUAGAGAAAUUUGGUCUACACUGAACUAUAAUAAUUUAACUAAAAAGUCGAAAAAUACAUUUCUGUCUACCGCUCGAUCUGUUAUUAAAACCGUACUUUUGUUCCUUGCUCCUAAUGAUAUUACUGAUGUGAAACGUGAUCUAUUCGAUACAAAGAACGAUUCGAAAUCCUGUUUGAUAGAUGGGAAAUUCCUGGCAGUAAUGGAUGGUAUAAGCGAGGCAUAUGAAAACUCAGAGAAGUGGACCACGCGCAAAGAGAUUUUAUCAAUUGUCGCACCGAAAAUAAGCUGUAAACUUAUACAAUCAUUUUUACCUGGAUUAACUCUAUAUCGUUUCACAGCAGCAAGACCUCAUGCUUUAGAAUACGGAACUGGACGUCAGGUUGAACGUGCUCAAUCCACUUUGGCAAGAUUUAGUGAUUUUCAGGUGGAGCAUUUUAUAGACUUUAUCCUAUCAUCACAUAUUUGUACUGAUCUGCCUUUUGGUGAACAGCGUCUACGUCUUUCGACUGAUGUUGAACUUUACGUUCCAAAUACAAUCAGGAAUAUGAUACCUUCGAGAAUUGUUGAUCAAUAUUUUGAGUACAUUGCUGAAGAUAAUCCGGGUUUUCCUCCACUUGGUCGCACGAGUCUUUUAUCGUUACUGAAUUCGUGUAAAGCGUCCACAAGACACAGUUUACAAGGAGUGAACUAUUUUGCAGCUAACGCUAGUCUGGCAUUUGAUAAUCUUAUUGAUAUGGUGAAUGAUCUAUCAUUGGAUAGUGGUUCAAAAAAAAUACUCGUUGAUGAUGUAAAACGCGGACGAAUGUAUAUGAAGACUGAUUAUAAAGUUCAUGUGCAAAAGUCGUCAACUAUAGCUGAUCAUUGCAUUAACUAUGCACUCUGA